Drosophila guanche is the source of this 6244-nucleotide messenger RNA. It is a transcript of the gene Unr, whose product is annotated as cold shock domain-containing protein E1. Gene Ontology annotation, biological process: multicellular organism development; cell differentiation. The transcript is spliced from 6 exons. NCBI's taxonomy places the organism in Eukaryota, Metazoa, Arthropoda, Insecta, Diptera, Drosophilidae. The record is from RefSeq and is a predicted model, not a curated record. Gene Ontology annotation, molecular function: protein binding; nucleic acid binding. Bases 3818 to 6121 code for a protein of 767 amino acids.
AAAAAGCUCAAAAAAGUCAACGAGGGCAAAAGCAAAACUUCUGCCAUCAACUUUUUGGUUUCUUUAGUUAAUGUUUGCUUUCCUUUGCAAAGAAAGAGAGAAAACACAGAGGGAACGCCGAGAACCUACCAGUUAGUGGGACGUCCGUGAGGCCUGCGUCCCGUAGGUGAGAGGGAGACAAAGCGACUGCGCAAAUAAAACAAAAAAAUACAACAAAAAACAACAAGCCAAGCUUGAAACGGAAGACUUUCAAAUAAAACAAAUAAAAAACCAACAAAAAACAACAAAACCAAACAAAUUGUAAACGCUGUGAAAUUAACUCGUCAAUACUCAAAAGCACCAACAAAAAAACACAUAAAAACCAACAACAAACGCAAAACUAAAAAGAAAUUGAUAAAAAGAGGAAGCGAAAGCAAAAGCAAAAAACGGCAAGCACUGAAAAACCAACGGAAAAACCUAGAGGUAGGAUAAAAACCGGCAGACGUUCUGUGAACGUCUCAAGAACUCGAAUAACAGUAAAAGGCAAACAACACGUGAAAAAAGAAACUUUCUAAAAGCAAAAUCAACAUCAAUCCCAAAAUUCCUCAUUUAAUUUCCUGCAAAAAGCUUUAAUUUAAUUACGAAUUUUUCUGUUAAGUCAAAGUGAAUUCAAUUUGCUAAUUAUUUAACAUUAAGCCAACCACAAAAGGAAGCUACAGAAGCAGCAGCAACAACAAAAACAACAAAAGAACACCAACCAACAAACAACUGAAUUAAUGUUUUAAAGUACAAAAAUAACCGGGAGUAAAACAAAACUAUAACAAAACAAAUAAACAAUUUAAGUUAAACGCAACAUCAAUCUUAAAUUAUUGAAAUACAAAAGAAAACAGAAACUUCUAGCCUUUAAGCCUAGAUAACGGUAUAAGCCCAUCGGGCCGAGGACAGUGUGUGCGCGCAAGAGAGCCGGAUAGGAAGAGAGCCAGAGAAAAGUAGCCAGGAGCACGAAAUAACUAAAGGAAGAAGGAGCAAAGCAAAAUAAACGAUAAAGCAACAAUUGUGCCGCAAAAAUGUGUGAAUAGCAAAAGCAUAAAACAAAAGGAAUCUACUACAUAACGGUAACAAUAAAGCAAAAAAAAAAAAACAUUAAAACCAAAAAUCUACAAGAAUUCUAUAAGUUUUAAGUACCGUUUUACACCACAACAAAACACGAAGAAGAAGGAGAAUGAGAAUGAAACCCUAGUACAUCUAUGCAAAUAAACGCAAAAACAAAACAAAACCGUUAAAACAUAAACGAAAAACUUAGCCAACACAUUUUUUUUGUACAUAAACCGAGCGAAAAGAAAACACGGAAAAAUAUAGAAAGAAAACUGAGGACAACAAAACUGUGCCGGCCUUGUGCCCUCCCAAAAAAAAUCAACAACAACCGUUUUUAUUUUACAACAAAACAUGGUUUUUUACUAGUUUUUCAGUUGAAUUUUUUUAUAAGUGUACCUAGUGAGAAAUGUUAAAAGUCUAAAACAACAACAGCAACAACAAAAAGCAACUGCAACAAAGGAAAGUAAAGAAAAACAAAACAAAAAAAACAAAAAACAAAACAAAUUCAAAGAAAGAUUUAACAACUCUGUGAUAAUUACUGUAAAUUUAUAAAUUUAAACAAAAAGAAAAAAAGAACAAGAAAAAACCACAAAAAAAAUCUCUAACGGAAUGAAAGGGAAAUAACUGUAAUUUUUAACAAUAGCAAAGGAGCGAAAGCUGAAAAAGGAGAGCGAACGAAGAGAGAGAGAGAGAGAGAGAAUAUCUUAAACCAACAACAACUUUACACUUAAGAGCAAAUGCAAAUGAAAAGAUAAAAAAACAUUGAAACAAAUUCGUGAUAUCUUAAAGGACUUCGAUACAUAUAUACUAUAGUAUAUUAUAUAUUAUAUUAUAUUAUAUAAACUAUUAAACUAAGCUUAAAUCUAGUAAGCAAAAAAACCGAAAGAAUAAGUGAAAAACAAAAACAAAAACCAACCAACCAACAACAAAACAAGCAAAAUAAAAACCCUAGGUUAUAAAAAAAGACUUCAAAACGCAUUCAAAAAAAAAAAAAUAUUAUUAUUUAAACAAAUAAACCACAAAUAAAAAUCGUAGUCGCUAAGAUUUCAAACAACCAUAGUAAAUGAUCAGAGAAGAACGAACCUCUCCGCUGUAUGGGAGUAUCUACAUACAUAUAUCGACAUAAAUAUAUAUCUAUAUUCUAAAGCCGUAAAAGCCCCGUAAUUUUUGCUUAGUGAAUAGUAAAUGAAACAGCAAUAGCAAGAACAACUGCAGUAACAAAUCAUACAAAUUGUGCAACCGAAAAGUAAUAGCAACGUACAGCGAAAAGAUUUAACAAAAAUAAACAGACUAGCAGAAGGAGGAGGAGUAUUGAAGAAGAAGAAAAGGAAGUCGAGAGGAGAAGCUUGCAAACCCUAGAAGCUGCCACAGCCGUCACACAAGCAAUCAACGUGAAAGCAGCCAGCCCCCAUCGUCCGCCCCUCCACCCACAGUCGUCGUCGUCGAAUAGCGCCCAGCCCACACACACUACAAUCUAGGGCCAAAUCCAGCUCCAGAAUCACUCAAGAAUUAAGGGAAACCGUGAAACCGAAAAGCAAAUAUAUUAAUAAAUCACUACUACUUCCUAUAAACCACAACGAUUGCCUACAAAUAUAUAUUAUAUACAUACAUAUAUAUAUAUAUAUAUUAUGUACAUUAUAUAGAAAGAACAAUUAUAAUCACUUCCCAAAAACAAAAGCAAAAACAAAAAAAAACACAAAAUAUUCAAAUAUCAAACAAACAAAACCUAAUCUAACCGAAAAGUAAAAGUAUUCCCAGUGUAUUUUUCUAGUAAAACUAAAAUAUAAAAAAAUAUACCAAUAUUACAAAAAAAUCAACCGAUAAAAAAUCAACAAAAAAUGCAAUAAAAUUCAAAUAAAAUAAUUCAAAUUCAAUUCUUAAAUACAACAAACAAAAAACACUGAAAUCAACGGCGCAGCAGCUGAAGCUGGAAAAGGAAAUGCAUUUUCAUCGUAGACCACGAACAAGAACCAUAUUUUGAAGUACCCCCGAAAACACACAUAAAACACACAACAAGGAGCGAUUCAUCAAGGAAGCAGUGAAGAUAAAGAGGAGAGAGUAAGGAGAAGGAGCAACCACAACUACCAAAAGGAUAACCAGAAACUACAACGUUACAAUAUUUGUCGGCAUUUUUUACAAAACAAACAAAAACACAACCAGGAAACACACAAAACACAACAAACCAACAAACCAAGAAAAACCAAAAGAAAGAAUAGCAAUUUUUUCUGUGUGGUAAAAGACAAAAACUUUUAUUAACUUCGAAGACAAGGAAUUUCAGUGCCUCUUGUGCCAGUGUUUAGCCAAAAUAUAUAUACACAAAAAACAAAAACAUUAAACAAAAAGAUUUAAAAAACAAAACAAACAAAAAUAAGAAAAAACGAACAAAACAAAUACGUAUUUAUUGCUUAGUUCUUUUUUCCUCUUUGAUAAAUAACAAUUACACUAAAAAUCGAAAAGAAUAAGGAUACAAAAAUAACAAAAACAACAAACAAUAAAACACAAAAACAGUUUUAGUUUUUCCUUUUGUGGGCCACUUUUUGGACCCAAUCGUCGCCGCGCGCUCUCUUCAUCGUUCCAUCGUUCUCGUCACACGGACUUCUCGGGGUGUUUUAUCAUCCUAAAAAGAUCAUCAACGUAAGGCACCCAGUCAGUGCGCCAGUCGUCGUCUUGCUAGUCCUCUUAUCAGCAUUUGUUCUACUUUUUUUCCUCAUAUCGAAUCAAUCGAUCAAUCAAUCAAUUCAGCAUGAAUACGCAAUCGAAGGUUUAUCGCACAGGCGAAGAGAUCUACGAAAACUUGCCAUGCGAUGGUUAUUUCAAUAUAAAUGCCAUUCGCAAUUUGGGUAUACCCACAACUUUCCCUACCAUUGGAACAUUUACGCUUGACUCCACCACUUUGGGCCUGCAGCCUCAACCGCCGCAGGGUCCAUCGCCUCAGCAGCAGCAGUCCAUGCAUCAUCUUCAACAGCAGCAGCAACAUCAACAACAACAACAGCAGCAGCAACAACAACAACAACAGUUGCUACUAUUUCAAUUGUUAACGAGCGAAAGCGCCGUAGUCACGCACACGUCGUUGGAUCAGCAGCAGCAGCAGCAGCAGCAGCCAGAGCUACAGCCAGACAGCAGCAGCAGGAAAGUGCAGUCGACAGUGAAAAUGUACCAGCCCCAGAGACAGACAAGGCCCCAGGCCCAGUGCCAGAGUCAGCUACAUCCCCAGUUAAGGCUUAAGCGCCAGCUGUUUGGCGCACUGCUUGCCAUGUUAAUGUUGACGGCAUCCACCGCUAAUGGCGCCGUCACAGACUCUCCCAUUAAGAUCAUCAAGCUGCCCGCACAGGCGCCUGUCAUACGUUACCGCAGUGCCGAUGCCUCGCCGGACUCGCUGCUGAUCAACUACCGCCAGGAUGCGCAGCCCGAGCUGUCGUCCACGCUGAUGCAGGCACCAGGAGCAGCAGCCGCCGCUCUAGAGAGUCUGUUGCGCGAGGAGACCGAACAGCUGCAGCAGGCGCAGAUGGGCAGGCAGAAUCGUGCCAGCAGCUCCAACAACAGCUGCCCGAGAUCGUGUCCGCCUAGUCUGACGGUGGGUGCAGAGCCGGUCUGCGGCAGCGAUGGCUUGAUCUAUGCAAACAUCUGCGAACUGCGAAAGAAGACGUGCACACGAAAUGGCCUGUCGCUGGUGAAGGACGAGCGGGAGGGCUGUGAGCGGUCGAAGGGCUCGGAGUGCAAGCAUCGCUGCAGCACGGAGAAGGAUCCUGUGUGUGGCACCGAUGGUCGCACCUAUCUGAAUCGCUGCAUGCUGCGUGUACAGUCCUGUCGCGUGGGACUGGCUGCCGUCAAACUCUCGCAUGUGGGUCCCUGCAGCAACACGAGCGCCGUACGGGAAUCCUGUCCCGUGGACUGCAACAGCGCACCCAAGGACGGACCCAUCUGUGCCUCCGAUGGGAAUGUGUACAACUCCACGUGCGAGAUGAAGCUGCACACGUGCGGCCAGGGCGUGGUGAAGACCAGCCGCAAGCACUGCCAGUCGACGCGGAUGUGCCGCGAGUCCUGCUGGCGCGUGGCCAGACCCACCUGUGGCUCCGAUGGACGCCUCUAUGCCAGCCCCUGCAAGAUGCGCUCCUCCAACUGCGGCAAGCAUGUGUUCGAGGUGCCACUCUCGUUUUGCAUGACCCAGGAGCGGCAUGGCAAUGCUGCGGAUGCCUGUCCCACCGAUUGCCCCAAGACCUCGGCGGACUCCCCCUCGCAAUAUGUGUGCGGCAGCGAUGGCAACAUCUACUCCUCCCUGUGCGAGCUGAAGAUGCUCAACUGCGGGCCACAGCGCAAGUCCAUACAGAAGAUGAGCAUGGACAAGUGCAAGAAUCGGUUGAUUCGCUGCAAGCAGCUGCCGCCCUGCAAGGACUUUAACAAUCUCUUUGGCUCCAUCUUCAGCUCCACGCGAAACGACAAGCUGUGCGGCACAGACGCCAAAACCUACAACAACGAAUGCGAGCUUGCCCAUGCCACCUGCCUACGCGGCGUGAAUCUGGCGCACAUUGGUCCCUGCACGGAUCUGAAUACGCCCAGCAAGGAUUGCGGCGAUGCCUGCACUCGUGCGGACCUCGUGCAGCAGCCGGUGUGCGGCUCCGAUGGCAACACCUUUGCCUCGCUGUGCGAGUUCAAGCGACGCACCUGCCACAUGCGCGUGGUGGCCGUUUCGCUGAAGAACUGCGCCCUGACUGCCGACUGUGACUCGGAUUGCGAUGCGCAGCCACCGAAUUUCGUGUGCGGAUCGGACAACAGGUUCUACAAGUCCGAGUGUCACAUGCGCAAGGAGAACUGCGGCAAGCAUGUCUUUGUGGUGCCCCUCAAGCGCUGCCUGGCCGCCUUCCAGUUCAAGGGUUGUGCACGCAUCUGUCCGAGGGAGUUCGAGCCCGUGUGCGGCAGCGACAAUAAGACAUAUCUGAACGACUGCUUCCUGGACAUUGAGAAUUGUCGCACCAAUAGCACGGUGGAUGUGCAGCACUAUGGCGCCUGUGGACGCCCCGAGGCGCCCUCCACUAAUUUCCUGUAUUAGCCGGAGCAACGUGACGCCUUCGAGUUUCACUUGGCAUUUAAUAUUUGUAGGCUAUAGUCUUGUAUUGUAUUUUUUUAAAGCGAUAUUUAUUGAGUUUUGCAUUAAAACCCCCGAACGAACUUA